AUGACUCUAUCAACUCGUAAUGACAGCAAUGUCUUUAAAGAAUUCGAAAUCCACCGACGUUCUACAAACAACCAUAUUAUAAGCUACUUCGAGUGCCUCGGUCAACACCCAAGCGGGGACGGUCUUCCUGGCCUCUUAGAUAGAACCCCAAGAGAGAAUUCGCAAAUAUUGAUGUUGAAAGACAUCUCUAUUAGCGCGGUUCAAGAGCUCAAAAUUCUCGAAAGCAUCAUUGGCGAAAUCAUCAAGCAAGAGAAACCUCUUGCGAGCUCCGUGUCUCCAAGCGUUCUUUCAUGUACGGUCUUCUGUCUUGCAGUCGCAUACGCCUUGUCGAAUCCACCACUGUCGGUAUUUUUCAAGACAGUUACAGUCGUCGGGUCAGCUUUUCUGACUAUUCGUUUGGUCCGAAAGUAUCUGCAGCGGAGGCAGCUUGUACCUCUUCAGCACAAGGUCCAAGGACUGGGUCGGGCGUUCAAGAAUGGGACAAUUCGGUACAGGGACUUGGAUGAGGUGGUUGUUUCGCCUCUUGACUAG
This is a messenger RNA of Fusarium venenatum, 531 nucleotides long. RefSeq lists its product as uncharacterized. The record is from RefSeq and is a predicted model, not a curated record. NCBI's taxonomy places the organism in Eukaryota, Fungi, Ascomycota, Sordariomycetes, Hypocreales, Nectriaceae.